AUGCCCGCAGAUGUAAAAAGCGGCCGCCAGCGCCUCGACGCAAUUCAGCCUCCACGGCUUGCCGUAGUUGACCGUAUUGGCGGCAACGAGGUAGGGCAGCAGCCUCUCGCACUUGCCGCCCACCUUGUUCCACUGGACCUCCUUUGUGCGAGCCCAGGAGCACUCGACGACCGCCGCGCCGUACUGGUCGAGGAGCUCCCUGUCGGCGGGCGAGACGACGUGCUUGCCGUUCGGGGUUAUGAUGACGCCGUUGUGGCGCUGGCCGAGGUGCAGGUCGCGCAUCAUGCCCAGCCUCAUGAGCUUCUUCCCGGAGCACCGCUUGGGGUCGCAGUGGCCGAGAUCCCAGCAGGCGGCCUUGAACGCCGGGCGGGAGGAGGGAGCUUCGUCGUCCUGGUGGCGGGGUUGGCGCGAGGGGCCGGCGCCGUGGAAUUUGCCCUUGCCCUUGCCAUGGAAGUCUUUCUUGUGCCGAACCAUGGCGAAGUAUAUUUUUUGGGAGCUUGGAACCUUAUAUGCGACCUGGAGCUGUAG
Messenger RNA from Clonostachys solani, 528 nucleotides. The record is from the annotation of a GenBank genome assembly. Lineage: Eukaryota; Fungi; Ascomycota; Sordariomycetes; Hypocreales; Bionectriaceae.